AUGGGCUACCAGCAACUCAUUCAAACUAUCUUACUGGGGUUGCGAGAUCGUUCCAAUGUACCUGGCAUGGACCGAGAGAGACCAUGGCUCAACCUAGGGAAACUACUGUCCUGCAGGCAUCAGCUUAUUCUGGAAGAGAUACCAGACUGGAACACUGUACAGCUGGUGGUCAAUGGGGAGAUGGUAUUUCGCUGCAACAUCAAUGACCUGGAUUUUGGAGGUGAUGGCAAGUUGGAUCCACUUUGUGAAGAAGCCAGAAAAGCAGUGUUAAACGCAUACUAA
This is a messenger RNA of Haliaeetus leucocephalus (bald eagle), 282 nucleotides long. RefSeq names its product chromosome unknown open reading frame, human C10orf53. The record is from RefSeq and is a predicted model, not a curated record. Bases 1 to 282 code for a protein of 93 amino acids. The transcript is spliced from 3 exons. Lineage: Eukaryota; Metazoa; Chordata; Aves; Accipitriformes; Accipitridae.